GGCCCCACAAGGACAGAGAGAGACAAACUCUCUGCGUGCGUGCGUGCGUGCGUGCGUGCGUGCGUGCGUGCGCGCGGCUGGGAAUAGCUGGGGCCAUGUGAUUCCUUCAGGUUCUAUUUCCACAUGCUGUCCAAGCGCCACGCGACCUGCUGUGCUCCUGCUAACGCUUGGGACCCUUUUAAAAUGUGACACCGUCCCAAAUGUUGUCGUUGAAAAGCCUGACAACAUCGGUGCGUCUGCAUUGGACCGACACUAACAGGUACAGAUGAUGUUUGUUUACCGUACUUGUCCCGGUCGGAUAACUGCGGCGUGCUGUGGGAACUGACCACAGAGGGUCGGGGGAGGGGCGUGGGACCCCCGUCUGAUGUCACUGGAGCCUUGUGGGGCACAUUAGAAGCAGUGUACAGCGUGAUAGCAGAGAGGAUGGUCUGUUCAAAGGAGAGUCAGACUGACGUGCUAAUGCUAUCAUUGCUGUCCACAUGGGCCUUGCAGACUCAACUGGUCUUAACCCCCCGACUGCUGCAAACAGUCGUUCAGUGGGGUGAAUGAAAGUGCAGGAGGAGAGCGCCGGCCCGCCGAGCCUCGUGCGUCGUGCUUGGCACGCCCUCCUCUUUCUCAAAGGUCAGCGGCUUUGAUGGCCAGGGGGUCAUGUGACCGCUUCCUCUCACCCCAGCCUCCUACUGGUGGGACAUGGGACCUGACCUGCGCCUCCAAACCUCCGGCCCUCUUCCUUAUUUCCCAUGUAGCAGUAACAGUGGUGGGGGCCGGUCUGAGCCUGAUCUAUUCUCUGCAUGCAGAAUGUCUGGAACCUGCAAAACAAGAAAAAAUGGACGCCCUCCUGGGUCCAGACGCCCUAAAUGUCUGACCGUUAGGGUCUGUAGAAAGCCUGCUCGUAGUCUCGUCACGCUGGUCGCCAUGAAAAGGGUGUUUCUGCCCGCCAGUUUUGCCGAAUAUGGUCAAGAUUCGCAGAUCCUCCACCCUUUUGCAGCCGUAGCUUGGCUGCCAUGUUUGUUUUCCAGCCUAAUCUGGCUGUUGUCCACAUCUGGCGCGUCGCCACGCUCGCGGCAUGGAAGCGCUGUGACCGGAGGGAUGUCUGAACUCGUAGCUUUGUGACCGCAGGAGGGUUUUGGAGUGACUUUUGGCACGAAGCGCGCUCGGCCCCCUGCCCUGAGCCGUGCUGCGAGCUGCGCUGGGGAGCGCUGCUCACCGCGCCGCGGCUCACAGCCAUGCCGAAUGGGAGCAGAAGAGCUGAACUGGGUUUCACAUAAGUUUGAUUGAUUUAAUCUAGAGACAAGUCUUCAUGUAGAUAUUUUGGGUUUUUUUUUUUUAAUUCCUCAGGGUGAGCUGAGUCAAACAGCCGCUCAGGAGACUCCUGCUUCUCCCAGUGUUAAAGCUACUGAGUUCAUCUCUGUUCCCGAGUCUUUUUUCACUCAGAUGUUUGUCUUUAUAAACGGGUCUAAUAGAUGUUUACAGCUUGUUUUUUACACAGCUACUUUUGACAAAGUGGUCGUUGACACGGCGUGUCGGGAGGUGCUGGGGGCGGAGUUUUGUUUGAGGCCCUGUUUCAAAACCCUAGCGAGACGCCUGGUCUGUGCAGCUGCGCGUCGGCCCUCUGUGGUCAGAGGUGGGAGCGCGGCAGGUUUCCAGGAAGCCGCCUCUGCUUGCCAGAGCUGCUGGAGCUUCUGGGCCACCUCAGCUGCAGAGGCGCUUGUGUUGCGUAACAGCUGUCGGCCGUCCGUCCCGUGAUUGAUGAACUUUCUCGGCGCUCCAUUCUCUCUCUGCCUGAGGGCUGCUCCCACCGUGUUGUGGAGCACUUACGUAACUUCAAACCAGUUUGUCCCACACCGUGCGCUGAGUGACAGUGGCUUGUUUUACAGUCUGGCGCUGAUGGUGCUGGAAUGCGAAGACAAACGGCAUGUCCCAGUAAAUGAGCUGCUUCAGUGCAGCAGAUGGUGAGAGCCGAUAAGUGCUUUUCCAUCCUCACGGUUCCACGCGUGAAGAUAAGUGACCCUGCCUCGGAACCAGCGCUUCACUGAAGGUCUUUUCAGAUGCAGAGACAGACGGCUCACACAUGGCUCUCAAGAGGACUGCAUCAUCUGAACUAAGCUGUCGUCCUGUUGUUUCAGCGAGGACAGUUGGCUUGUGUGCUGCGAGGUCUUCUCUGGAUGCAGCACCAGGUGCUUCAGGAACUCAUCCGUGGUUUGACCAGCAUGUGCUGUGUUGUCCAGCUCCAGUCUUCCCCGGCCUCCGUCUCUGUGAGCGGCUCCAACUCAACUGAAGCUGCUUGGCUCCGUCAGGAGUGCAGGGGAUCCAGUGAGCGCCCGUCGUCAUGGCGCUGCAGACCUUGGUGCAUUUUGGGAAGCAGCUGCUGAGAGUGAAGGUGGUCAACUGCAACGCCGAAGACUCGCGCCUGUCACGAUGCCUCAACACCUUUGACCUGGUGGCCCUGGGGGUGGGCAGCACGCUCGGGGCCGGCGUCUACGUGCUGGCCGGCGCCGUGGCCCGAGAGAACUCCGGGCCCGCCAUUGUGCUGUCCUUCUUGAUCGCCGCGCUGGCCUCUGUGCUAGCGGGGCUGUGCUACGCCGAGUUCGGCGCUCGUGUUCCCAAGACCGGAUCUGCUUAUCUCUACUCCUACGUGACUGUUGGAGAGCUGUGGGCCUUCAUCACGGGAUGGAACCUCAUCCUGUCCUACAUCAUCGGCACCUCCAGUGUGGCGCGGGCGUGGAGCGCCACCUUCGACGAGCUGGUGGGGAAGCGCAUUGAGCUCUUCUGCAGGGAGUACAUGUCCAUGAAGGCUCCCGGGGUGUUGGCGGAGUAUCCCGACAUGUUUGCUGUCCUCAUCAUCGUCACCCUCACAGGCCUGCUGGCGUUCGGCGUGAAGGAGUCGGCCAUGGUCAACAAGGUGUUCACCUGCAUCAACGUCCUGGUGCUGCUGUUCAUGGUCAUCUCUGGCCUGGUGAAAGGAACCUUGAAGAACUGGCAGAUCGACCCGGAGGAGGUGCUCCGUGCCAACCACACCAGCAACUCCAGCCUCAACCUGACUCAGCUGGUGCCGGACAGAGAGAGCUUGGGCCAGGGGGGCUUCAUGCCGUUUGGCUUCUCUGGCGUCCUCUCUGGCGCCGCCACCUGUUUCUACGCCUUCGUGGGCUUCGACUGCAUCGCCACCACAGGUGAGGAAGUGAAGAACCCGCAGAGGGCCAUCCCCAUCGGCAUCGUGGCCUCGCUGCUCAUCUGCUUCGUGGCGUACUUCGGCGUGUCGGCCGCCCUCACCAUGAUGAUGCCGUACUACCUGCUGGACAGCAACAGCCCGCUGCCCGUGGCCUUCAACUACGUGGGCUGGGGAGGAGCCAAGUACGCUGUGGCCGUGGGCUCCCUGUGCGCUCUGUCCACCAGCCUGUUGGGCUCCAUGUUCCCGCUGCCUCGGAUCAUCUUCGCCAUGGCUCGAGACGGGCUGCUCUUUUCCUUCCUGGCCCGGGUGAGCGAGAGGAAGGCGCCCAUCACCUCCACCGUGUGCGCCGGAGUGAUGUCAGCCGUCAUGGCCUUCCUGUUUGAGCUGAAGGACCUGGUGGACCUGAUGUCCAUCGGGACCCUGCUGGCCUACACCCUGGUGGCAGCGUGUGUGCUGGUGCUGAGGUACCAGCCUGAACAGGGCAGCGCGGCGGACGGGAUGAGCAGCGGUCAGGAGGACGCCGACCUGAUGGACGGCAUCAGCGUGCCCAGCAUGGGGAUCCUGCCUGGGAUCGAGGAGCGCUGGAGCUUCAACGCCGUCUUCUGCCCUGACAACCCCGAGCCCUCGGUGCUGUCGGGCUCCACGGUCAACGUGUGUGCGUCGGUCCUGGGGCUCCUGAUCCUGGCGUUCAGUGUUCUGGCGGUCCAGGGGGGCGCGGCCCACUGGAGCCUCAUUUGCCUGGGUGUCAUCUUCCUGCUCUGCCUCUUCCUGGUCUUCAUCAUCUGGAGACAGCCGGAGAGCAGAACCAAGCUCUCCUUCAAGGUCCCGCUGCUCCCCUUCAUCCCCGUGCUCAGCAUGUUCAUCAACGUUUACCUGAUGAUGCAGCUGGACCGAGGGACCUGGAUACGCUUCUCCGUCUGGAUGGCCAUAGGCUUUGUCAUCUACUUCUGCUACGGCAUCCACCACAGCGUGGAGGCCACUCUGGCUCGCUCCUCUCCAGCCACUGAGAUGAGCAACUUCCAAAGCGACAGAGAUUCCGAGGACCGGACGCCCGAGAAGGAGUCCUUUCUCCACCAUGGCCUGGAGGCCAGAGAGGACGACGAUGGGGACUUGUAGACGGGACCCGGGCGCUCUGAUGGGCGCGGUGUUGGGCGGUGGACCUGGGAGUAUGUUUACGUGUCCUUCUGCCUCCCUUUGUUUUGGCUCUCCGUGCUGCGGCUGAGUUGGUGAUGAAGAGUUUGCUGUCAACCACCAGCUCCUGGCCAAACCUCCCCUGCCAUCCUAAAUACACGAGAUGUUUCCACAGCAUGUGAAGAGGCCGGAUUAACUGGCCUCAUCUGUUUAUCAUUGGGGUUAGUGUCACAGUUUAAAGAGGUUCAACAGGCAGGGGCCGUGUGAGUGUGAAUAUAUACAUUAGCUCUAACUUUAA
Molecule: messenger RNA, 4598 nt
Organism: Synchiropus splendidus (mandarinfish)
Lineage: Eukaryota; Metazoa; Chordata; Actinopteri; Syngnathiformes; Callionymidae
Gene: slc7a1a
Product: solute carrier family 7 member 1a
Exons: 12
Coding region: 2330-4285 (651 amino acids)
Biological process (GO): amino acid transport; transmembrane transport
Cellular component (GO): plasma membrane
Molecular function (GO): amino acid transmembrane transporter activity
Source: RefSeq, a predicted model, not a curated record